Drechmeria coniospora is the source of this 495-nucleotide messenger RNA. Its product is annotated as prefoldin subunit. Gene Ontology annotation, biological process: protein folding; microtubule-based process; tubulin complex assembly. The transcript is spliced from 4 exons. NCBI's taxonomy places the organism in Eukaryota, Fungi, Ascomycota, Sordariomycetes, Hypocreales, Ophiocordycipitaceae. Gene Ontology annotation, molecular function: tubulin binding. Gene Ontology annotation, cellular component: cytoplasm; prefoldin complex. Bases 1 to 495 code for a protein of 164 amino acids. The record is from RefSeq and is a predicted model, not a curated record.
AUGAUGGAAUGUGAAGUGCAACAGCAGGUAACCGAGUUGGGCAGAAAAUACCAGUUCAUGGAGAUGAACCUCCAACGCCGAAUGGGUGGGCUGAAAGAGAAAAUCCCCGACAUUCAGAAGACUCUAGACACCGUCAAGUUCCUGAAGCUGAGAAAGGACGAAACCGACCCGAUCGAAACGACGUUCGAGCUGAACGAGACAUUAUAUGCGCGAGCAAAUGUUCCGCCCACAGACGAAGUCUACAUUUGGCUAGGGGCAAAUGUGAUGUUGUCAUACCCUAUUGACGAGGCGGAGACAUUGCUGAGCUCAAAAUUGGCGACCGCGAAGACCAGCUUGUCCAAUUGUGAGGAGGAUUUGGAAUUUCUUCGAGAACAAAUUACGACAAUGGAGGUUGCUACAGCACGAGUCUACAACUGGGAGGUGGUACAAAAGCGAAAAGAAAAGGCAAACGAGGGUGAGGCGAAGACAUCUGGUGACAGCAAGAACGCCGAAUGA